AUUCCAGUUUGGGGAAUGACGGACAACUCCAUCUUUGAUCAACGGAAAGCAAGUCUCAUGGAGGAUUUCGUUGAGAAAAAAACAAUUACUGGAAUGGUGACCCAAAUUAAUUGUAACUUUGAGGAAGUUGUUCCAAGUUCAAAUCCAAACUCUCCGACUGAAUUAGAGGAAGCCAGUUUAUAUACCCACAAAAGCUACAAUGAAGUCUUUACACCUAUCAACUGUUCCAAAAAAUGUCCAGCACUUCCAGAACAGUACCAAGAUUUAUGUAUUGAUGAAGAAGAAAUAAUAUUUUUAAAUAGUUUAAUGACUUAUAAAAAUCAUCUACCAUCUUUGCAUACUCCCUUGAGUUGACUAAAACUAUAUUUGGUAAUGGACUCCCUUUUAGAUUUCAAAGAAAAGAUCUUUGCAGAAACUGAUUUUCCCAGGGAAUGUUUGUCUUUUCAAGAAGAUCUGGAUGUUUUUGUGAAAGAAGACUUUUGUAUGUAUGAAGAGAACUUUUGUAAAGAGAAACUAGAAGAUACAGGUGAAUUCUUAGAAUCUACAAUCCUCAAACAAGAAACUGAUAUUCCAUCACCCUCAGAGCUGAAGGAGUCAUUAAAUUUAAUGCCAGAAAUAAUAAAUUAUGUAGAUGAAAAUGAAAAGCUUUUCAAAAAAGAUCUUACUACCAAGCAUAGAGUUGACCUUGAGGAUAGAUUGAUAAACUGCUCCUCCACAGAGAUUUUGACCGUCCAAAGCCAGAGUGAACCGGAGUGCCAUGAACCAGAGAGCUGUGAAUCAGAUCUUACUACCAAGCAUGGAAUUGACAUUGAGGAUAGAUUGAUAAACUGCUGCUCCACAGAGAUUUUGACCAUCCAAAGCCAGAGUGAACCAGAGCGCCAUAAACCAGAGAGCUGUGAAUCAGACCUUACUACCAAGCAUGGAGUUGACAUUGAGGAUAGAUUGAUAAACUGCUACUCGACAGAGACUUUGACCGUCCAAAGCCAGAGUGAACCAGAGCGCCAUGAACCAGAGAGCUGUGAAUCAGAUCUUACUACCAACCAUGGAAUUGACAUUGAGGAUAGAUUGAUAAACUGCUACUCCACAGAGAUUUUGACUGUCCAAAGCCAGAGUGAACCAGAGCGCCAUGAACCAGAGAGCUGUGAAUCAGAUCUUACUACCAAGCGUGGAGUUGACAUUGAGGAUGGAUUGAUACACUGCUGCUCCACAGAGACUUUGACCGUCCAAAGCCAGAGUGAACCAGAGCACCAUGAACCAGAGAGCUGUGAAUCAGUACCAAGAAUUAAAGAGCCCAACAAUCAAUAUUCAGUUACAGAUUUGAAAAAGCUAUUUUCUAUUGAAGAAGAAAGCCUUGGGAUUAAUCUCCUAGAAGCAGACUGGAGGAAACAAACAGGACUAACUUUGGAACAUCCGAAUACUUAUUUCUAUCAGGAUAAUCUGUCUUCUAAUGACACUAAAAUGGAGAUAUUUUUGCCUAAAGAAGCACUUCAGUUAGAAUCACGGCUAGAACAUAAAGGUAGUUCCUCAUCUAUUAUGCUUAUUAAUGAGAAAUCUACAAAUGAUCAUUUAUUACCUCCACAAAAGAGUCUGUCAUUAACAAAAGAAAUACCAGCUCUUUGUUUUUCUGAUGAAUAUAUCUCUGUUAAAAGACCAAGAAAAGAAGAAAAACCAAAGAAUGAUCAAGAACUAGUUAAUGAAAUGUUCCAAAAGAAAGAAAGUAAAGAUCACUUUGACCUUGAGUGUACAGUACCAUCUAUGGACUCAUCUUCUUCCUUAAAAAUUAAACAAGCAUCUGCUGAACAUGGUAAAAAACAAAAGAAUAAUUUGGAUCUUUUGAGUGACUUCAUGAUGCUAAGAAAUAAACAUAAGACUUGCAUUUCAAGGACUGAAGUCACAGAGAGCAAUAAAAAAGAUGAUAAGGAAGAAUGUUCUUUGACUUGUCAAGAAGAAAGUCCUAUUAUUUGUACUAAUACAACUCUGGAGAGAACAAAUCAGGAAAGGGGAACAAAUAAUGUCAUUGGAAUUCAAGCGUCAGAUAGUCAGUGCCAAGCAUACUCUCUCCUAGAAGCAGCAGCUGCUCCUGUCUUAAAAAAACUUGUAUGCCUCUGUAGUCUCCCUGCUGCUCAUUGGAAAUUUGCCAUUGUUAUUUUCGACCAAACAAGGUUUCUUUUAAAGGAACAAGAAAAAGUAGUAAGUGAUGCUAUUCACCAAGGUGCAAAUGGUGAAAGUGAAAUAGCAUUCAAGUAUGCUGCCCUCAUACACCUUCUGGUAACAAUUAGAGAUGUCCUUUUAACAUGCAGCUUGGACACAGCAUUGGGAUAUUUGUCAAAUGCAAAAAACAUCUACAAAAGCAUUUUAGGCUCCUAUUUGGAUACUGUUUGGAGACAGCUAGCAAUUGUACAGUUUAUAAGGGAGAAAAAGCCUGAAACCAACUACAAAAUACAGGAAUUACAAUGUCAGAUACUAAGUUGGAUGCAAAGUCAACAGCAAAUUAAGGUUAAACCUUGUGAUAAUACAAAACUUUCCUACCUGCGAACUUUAAACUCUGGUUUAACAUUGACUGUCCUUCAUCAAAAUGAAAGAAAAGAUUUUCAGAAAUCUGAAAGUGUUCUGAAAGGUACAAGUUCCUGUGUAGUUGUGCAUAAUCAAUAUAUUGGAGCAGAUUUCCCCUGGAAUGAUUUCUCAUUUGUGGUGGAAUACAAUUAUGUGGAAAACUCUUGUUGGACUAAACACUGUGAAAAUUUGAAUAUUCCUUACAUAGCCUUUAAAGUGAUUCUUCCAGAUACAGUUUUACAAAGAAGCACCUUGCUAGACAGAUUUGGUGGUUUUCUUCUGGACAUUCAUAUUCCAUAUGUAUUUUUUGCAUCUGAAGGACUUCUUAAUAUUCCAGACAUACUUCAGCUGUUAGAAUCUAACUAUAAUAUCACAUUAGUAGAGAGGUGCUACAGUGAGUCAUUGAAACUCUUUGGAAGUACAGAAUGUUAUGUAGUGGUGACAAUUGAUGAACAUACUGCUAUAAUUUUGCAGGACCUAGAGGAAUUGAAUUGUGAGAAGGCAUCCAACAAUAUCAUUAUGAGACUGAUGGCAUUAUCAUUCCAAUAUAGCUAUUGUUGGAUAAUUGUAUAUACCAAAGAAACAUUAAAUUCAGAGUACCAACUUAGAGAAAAGACACUUCAUCACCUAGCACUGAUUUAUGCAGCUUUGGUUUCAUCUGGGCUAAACUCUGAAGAACUAGAUGUAAAGCUUAUAAUUGCCCCAGGAGUAGAAGAGACAGCAUUGAUAAUUCGACAGAUUGCUGACCACAGUGUAAUGACUUCAAAGAGAGAACCUCAUGAAUGGUUGGAUAAGUCCUGGCUUGAAGUUUCACCAUCUAAGGAAGAAAUGUACUUACUUGAUUUUCCAUGUAUUAACCCACUGGUGGCUCAGCUCAUGCUACAUAAAGGACCUUCCCUGCACUGGAUAUUAAUAGCAACUUUGUGUCAACUUCAGGAACUCCUGCCUGAAGUUCCAGAGAAAGUGUUAAAGCAUUUUUGUAGCAUCACUUCCUUAUUCAAGAUUAGUUCUUCUUCCACAACAAAAUCACCUCAAAUUUCAUCACCAUGGGAAAAUGGGAAUCAGAGUGGUACCUUCACUUCUCAGAGUUCAGCUUCUGAUUCUUCUGGCUCUGUCAUUCAAGAACAUAAUGACUAUUACCAAUAUUCGGAAUUAGAAGAGAUAGGAGAGGAAGACAUAAACACUACUUCAAAUUAUAACUCUUCCUUUAUGGAACUAAAAGAAAUGCCAUACACUUCGCCAUCUGUGACUUCAUACAAUCAGACUAGCUACUGGAAAGACUCUACUUGUAACCCUAAUAUAGUACAGAAUAAUAAUCCUUUUCUAGUUGAUACAGAAUCAAGGAGAGCAGCCUGUAACUCCUUUGUAACCCAGAAUGAUUCAGAGUCAGAUAUCUUUUCUUUGGGCCUAACACAAAUUAACUGUGAAACUGUAAUAUCACCAACUGACAUUCAGAAGAGAGUUGUUCCGAAUUUUAUGCAGGAUCAGAAAAAAGGAACACGUGAAGUAAAAAGAUUCAUAAACAAAGAAGUGUCAGCCCCUCUCUUUUCACUAGAAGCCUCUCAAUCUCUUCUUCAUUGGAACUCUAAGAAAAAGUUAUGGGAACGAGAGACUGACUCAUUCAACUUACAUAAUGGUAUAGAGCAAACCACACAUGACAAAUGGUACCGCCAGAAAGAUCAUUUAUUCACUACUCAGCAAAAAUGUCUGCUGGAUGAAUUAGAAGACUUCACAUGUGAAACUUCAGCUGUUGGGACUAAAAAGACUUUCUGGAGAAAAUUAUCAUCUGUCCCCAGUUUGGAUUUACUUUGUGCUUCUGGGUCUAAUGUAAAUCCAAAAGAAUUAAAUAGACAUUCUUUCUACCAAAGAACCAGCAAAUGUGUAGGACAGAAAAGGCAUCCUGAAUCUUCAUCUAACUCAAGAGAUGAGGAAUCAUCAACAGGUUUCAUGUCCUCACAACUACCACAAUUCAAAAAACAGCGUCUUAUGUAUGAAAAAGUCCCUGGUAGAACUGAUGGACAGACUCGGCUGAAGUUUUUUUGA
Molecule: messenger RNA, 4596 nt
Organism: Otolemur garnettii (small-eared galago)
Lineage: Eukaryota; Metazoa; Chordata; Mammalia; Primates; Galagidae
Gene: SHOC1
Product: chromosome unknown C9orf84 homolog
Exons: 27
Biological process (GO): resolution of meiotic recombination intermediates
Cellular component (GO): condensed nuclear chromosome
Molecular function (GO): ATP hydrolysis activity; single-stranded DNA binding
Source: RefSeq, a predicted model, not a curated record